GAAAUGGCAGAAGCCAAUAUUUCAGUGGAUCAGGAUCAGUUCAGUUGUUCAGUGUGUCUGGAUCUCCUGAAGGAUCCAGUGACGAUUCCCUGCGGACACAGUUACUGUAUGAGAUGUAUCUCAGACUACUGGAAUCAGGAGGAUCAGAAGGGAGUCUUCUGCUGUCCACUAUGCAACCAGACCUUCACACCAAGACCUGUUUUAGGUAAGAAUGUGGUGUUCGCUGAGAUGGUGGAGAAACUCAAGGCUACGAGACUCCAAUCUGCUCCUGCAGUUCCUCACACUGGAUCUGGAGAUGUGCAGUGCGACUCCUGCACUGGAAAUAAACAGAAAGCAGUGAAGUCGUGUCUGGAGUGUCGAAGCUCUUACUGUCAAAUUCACCUUGAACAGCAUGAGAGUCUCUUCAGAAGUAAAGGACACAAUCUGAUGGACGCCACUGGACGACUGCAGGAGAUGAUCUGCCCUCAACAUGGUAAAAUACUGGAGAUUUACUGCCGCACCGACCAGCUGUGUAUCUGUAUGCUGUGUUUCGUGGAUGAACACAGGAGUCAUGACACUGUAUCAACUGCAGCAGCGAGGACAGAGAAACAGAGACAUUUUGAAGAGAAACGGAGAAACAUCCAGAUGAGAAUCAAGCAAAGAGAGGAAGAUCUCCAGGAGCUGAUAGAGGCUUUGGAGUCUCAUAAGCGCUCUGCACAGACGGCAGUGGACGACAGUGAGAGGAUCUUCACUGAGCUCAUCCGCUCCAUUGAGAGACGUCACUCAGAGGUGACGCAGCUGAUCAGAGAUCAGGAACGAUCUGCAGUGAGUCGAGCUGAAGAACGACUGGAGCGACUGAUACAGGAGAUCGAUGAUCUGAGGAGGAGAGACGCUGAGAUGGAGGAUCUUUCACACACACACAAUCAUGUUCAUUUCCUCCAGAGUUUGUCAUCAGUCUCUCUCUCUGGAUCUACAGACGGCUUCACUGUCAGUUCUCGUCUGUCUUUUGAUGAUGUAGUGAAAUCUGUCUCUCAACUCAGAGACAAACUUCUGCAGUUCUGCAGCGAGGAGACACAAAACAUAUCUGGAACAGUGAAAACCGUCCAGGUCAUUCAGUCUCCUGAAUAUCAGACCAGAGAGGAGUUUCUACAGUAUUCUCGUCUGUUGACUCUGGAUCUGAACUCAGUGAAUUAUUGGCUCCGUCUGUCUGAGGGAAACACAAGGAUCACCGUCACUGACACACGUCAGCCGUAUCCUAAACAUCAAGACAGAUUUGAUUGUUGGACGGAGGCGAUGUGUAGAGAGAGUGUGACUGGACGCUGUUACUGGGAGGUGGAGUGGGCUGGAGAAGGGAAAUUAGGAGUGGACAUAGGAGUGACAUAUAAGAGCAUCAGCAGGAAGGGAAAUGGUCUUGAAAGUUUAGCUGGAGGAAACAAUCAGUCCUGGAGAUUGUUCUGCUCCCCAGACUACUGUUCAUUCUGGCACAAUAACAUUGAGACGGUUCUUCCUGUAGUCAAUGUCUCCAGUAGAAUAGGAGUGUAUGUGGAUCACAGCGCAGGGGUUUUGUCUUUCUACAGCGUCUCGGACACAAUGAGUCUCAUCCACAGAGUCCAGGCCACAUUCACUCAGCCACUCUACGCCAUGAUUGGAUUAGAUCAACAGACAGCGGUGAAACUGUGUCGUCUGACCAAUUAAAUCAUACAUACUGUAGAUUGUACCCCUGUAGCAGGUGUGCAAUACAGUUGUGUAAACUUGUGUUUGUUUUCAGACAUGAUAACAGUCGCUUAAUAGACUUGUGCUUAUGCAAUAUCAUGAGUUUUGAUCAUUGAUGGUUAAUGACUCUCCACAAUCUGCUUUUCUAGAAAUAUGGUAGUAUCGUAUCAUACUACAGCGCACAUUUUAUCAGCUGCCAUUCUGGCGCCUCAAGCUUCAUUUAUACUCGCUGCGUCCGCACGGGUGCGAAGUUGCGCUAGGGCCCAUUUUGUUUGGCGAUGUGCAUGGCAUAUUUUGUAAAAAUCUCUUUCAUUUGUACUUCUUAUGACAAACUUCACCAGUCUACUUUUGAGCACUCUCCCUGUUUCUGGAUAGAAAACAAGAUAAGCAGGGCUGUUUUUGUCAUAACCAUUAUCAUACUUGUAUACAUAACACUCUAACCCAAACACUCUCAUUUUGGAUAGGUCAGGCUUUUUUCCAAUUAUCAGAGAGUAGUUUGUCCCAGACGUCUAUUAAAACAUCUGUUUCUAAUUAUAGCAGAUGUCCACAACUCCUUUGGUAAAUUACUCUCAGUUAGCAAACAUCUUGCCAUUUCAAACAAAGUCCUCCAUGCUCUUUCAGCUGUCCCAUGUUGGAUGGGGUGAGUAAGGAGCUGAGGUUUCAUGUCUUAUAGCAAUGACUGAAACACAGUAGAUGUAAACUGUUCCAUUGUCUGAUCUUAUACAUUUAAUUUUACCAUAUGAUGCAACAUCAGCAAUUCAUUUCUCGGUGGAACAUUCAUUUUAAUACCUGGCUUUAAUUUUAAAACUAUAAAAUAUUUGUUACGAUCUUGUGUCUUGAAUUUUUGGUGAACAAUAUUGUGCUGAUGGCCAAUUACUUCAUUCAUAAAUGCAGAAUCUUUAAGAACCCUCCCACUUUCUUAGUUUUCCAUAAAGAUUUAAUGAUCUUCUUCAAAUCUUCAAGACUG
Molecule: messenger RNA, 2659 nt
Organism: Pimephales promelas (fathead minnow)
Lineage: Eukaryota; Metazoa; Chordata; Actinopteri; Cypriniformes; Leuciscidae
Source: RefSeq, a predicted model, not a curated record